AUGCUCACGCCGUCUGCCGUCAACACGAGAAAAUGUGAAAUCUGCUUUCGCGCGGCGUACGGAUACAACUAUGGAGUGAGCGAACGUUUUAUACACGACAAACUGUCAUCCAUUUGCCCCACUUUCAGUGUUUCACUUGCGACGCCUGCAAGAUGUUCUUCCGACGUGUCGUUCUGAUGAAUCUCAAGUACAUUUGCGAGCAAACCGGAAAAUGCUUCGAGAGCAUCAGUGCCGAGACGCCGGUGCCCAAGUGCAGAGCGUGUCGAAUGAGCAGAUGUCUCGAGUUGGGAAUGGUGUUCCGAGCGAGCGCCAUCUUCGAGAAUCCGAAAGACGAUGACGUGGGCGUGGAAGCAUUAGUCGGCAGACUUCUCUACUUGGACAAUAGAAGAACGAACCUGCUGAUGAGCAAGUUCAGUCUCGACAAUCCGGGCCUCAUUGACUUGGUGCAAAGGAAGAAGAUGAAUAUUAUGCCGCAGACGUCGGAACGGAGGUUGAACAACGAGGAGUGGCGCUUUUUCUGUAUGUACUCCACAGUCGACUUCCUGCUCAGUCUCGACUUUAUGUCGAAACUCGAACCCACUGAUAAGGUGUUCCCCCUUUUCCCCCCAACUCUUUAUAAGUUAUGGUUUCCAGUUGAUUCUCCUCCGUCACUUCUCCGCCAAAGCGACGCUUCUCUUCAAUUCCCUUCGAGCGAUGCGCGCCAAAACCGACAAGCUCAUCACUCCGGGCGGACACGAAGUUGUGGACGUCGAGUUGGCCGCGUGAGUUGUUUCUGCCGCAGCAGGUCGCAUUUCGUUUUCGUACUUUUAGACUCUUCAACCUAUCAUCACACUUUCUCCACCAAAUCCGCAGCCGUCUGGUCAACAAACUCAUCGAGUUGGAAGUCACUAAUGAGGAGUUUCUCCUUCUCGCGGUUGUGCUUUUUUGUAACCCAGGUAAAGGCUAUCGAGGCCUAAACUUUGUAGGCUAGCAAUUAGACGAAUGUCCGUUUUUUUCAGUUUUAUGCCAAACAAAAAUUCCCGAUUGUUUCAGGCCUCAAUGGUCUGUCCGAAAACGCGAAGCCUCUUCUCGCCUCCCGCCAAGAAACGUACAGCUCCGCACUUGUUCACUACUGCCUCAUGAGUUAUCAGCAAACGGGACCGUCUAGAUUCUCGGACUUGCUCUCCAUCUGCCACGUCAUCAACCGAAACAUGGAGGACAUUCAGAACUUGACUCUUAUUAUAAAACUUCAGUGGCCGCAUGCCCAAUGCAAAAAAUUGUUUGAAGAUAUUAUUUGA
This is a messenger RNA of Caenorhabditis sp. 36 PRJEB53466, 1277 nucleotides long. The record is from the annotation of a GenBank genome assembly. NCBI's taxonomy places the organism in Eukaryota, Metazoa, Nematoda, Chromadorea, Rhabditida, Rhabditidae.